Messenger RNA from Melozone crissalis (California towhee), 5138 nucleotides. RefSeq names its product SMG5 nonsense mediated mRNA decay factor (gene SMG5). The transcript has 22 exons. Gene Ontology annotation, molecular function: protein binding; telomeric repeat DNA binding; telomerase RNA binding. Gene Ontology annotation, cellular component: telomerase holoenzyme complex. Bases 21 to 3170 code for a protein of 1049 amino acids. Lineage: Eukaryota; Metazoa; Chordata; Aves; Passeriformes; Passerellidae. Gene Ontology annotation, biological process: nuclear-transcribed mRNA catabolic process, nonsense-mediated decay. The record is from RefSeq and is a predicted model, not a curated record.
CCGGGCCCGCCGCGGGCGCCAUGAGCCAGGGUGGCGGGGCCGCCGGCGAGAGCGGCGAGCCGGAGGCCAAGGUGCUGCACACCAAGCGGCUGUACCGGGCAGUGGUCGAGGCCGUGCACAGGCUGGAUCUCAUCCUUGGCAAUAAGGCAGCUUACCAGGAUGUGUUCAAGCCAGAGAACAUCAGCUUGAGGAACAAGCUGAGGGAGCUGUGUGUGAAGCUGAUGUUCCUGCAUCCAGUGGAUUAUGGAAGAAAAGCAGAAGAACUGCUCUGGAGAAAGGUUUACUAUGAAGUUAUCCAGCUCAUUAAAACAAAUAAAAAGCACAUCCACAGCCGCAGCACCCUGGAGUGUGCAUACAGGACUCACCUGGUGGCUGGCAUAGGAUUCUACCAGCACCUCCUGCUCUACAUCCAGUCCCACUACCAGCUGGAGCUGCAGUGCUGCAUUGACUGGACACACGUGACAGACCCUCUCAUAGGCUGCAAGAAACCUGUGUCUGCAUCAGAGAAGGAGAUGGAGUGGGCACAGAUGGCCUGUCACCGGUGUCUGGUUUAUCUGGGAGAUCUAGCUCGCUAUCAGAACGAGCUGGCAGGUGUGGACACGGAGCUGCUGGCUGAGCGAUUUUACUAUCAAGCCCUUUCUGUUGCACCACAAGUUGGAAUGCCCUUCAACCAGCUGGGGACACUGGCAGGGAGCAAAUACUACAAUGUGGAAGCAACCUACUGCUACCUACGCUGCAUCCAGUCUGAAGUGUCCUUUGAGGGUGCCUAUGGGAACCUGAAGCGGCUCUAUGACAAAGCAGCCAAGAUGUACCAUCAGCUGAAGAAAUGUGAGACCAGGAAGUUGUCUCCAAGCAAGAAAAGAGGAAAAGACAUUAAGAGGUUGCUGGUGAGCUUCAUGUACCUGCAGAGUCUUUUGCAGCCAAAGAGCAGCUCUUUGGAUUCUGAGCUGACAUCUCUCUGCCAGUCUGUGCUGGAAGAUUUCAACCUGUGCUUGUUCUACCUGCCCUCUCCUCCUAACCUGAGCUCAACUAGUGAAGAUGAAGAAGAGUAUGAGAGUGGCUACUCCUUCCUUCCUGACCUCCUGAUCUUUCGCAUGGUCAUCAUCUGCCUUAUGAGCGUUCACAGCCUCAAGAGGGCAGGUUCCAAGCAGUACAGUGCAGCCAUUGCCUUCACGCUGGCUCUCUUCUCUCACCUGAUAAACCACGUCAAUAUUCGCCUCCAGGCUGAGCUAGAGGAAGGGGAAAAUCCUGUCCCAGCCUUUCAGAGUGAUGGCACAGAUGAGCAGGAGCCACGGGAGCCUGUGAACUCAAUUGAGAAGGAAGCUGAAGCUGAGCUGGCCAAUCAUCAGCCCAGUGAGGAGCAGAGGAAGAACGACUGCAAGAAAAGCAAGAAAUAUUCUCGUCUGUCCUGCCUGCGCCGCCGCCGGCACGCCCAGAAGGUGGAUGAGAGCGACCUGAGUGAGGGCUUUGACUCUGACUCCAGCCAGAGCUCCAUCAAGGGCAGUGAUGGCUCAGAGAGUGGCUCAGAGAAGAGUGAUGAGGAAGCAGAAGCUGCUUUUGAUGUGGAGACAGACUCCGACAUGAACAGCCAAGAGUCUCGGUCUGACUUGGAGGACAUGGAGGAUGAACCGGGUGAGGAAGGAAGCAGCCAAGGCAAAAGUGGGCCCAAAGAGGCCUUAAAAAACUGUGUGGAUAGCAGUGGCCUGGGGGACUCCAAGAGCCCAAGCAUCUCUAAAAGUGAAGCUGUGGAUCCAGCAGUCAAUGGGCCAGCUUCCCUGAGCACUAAUGAUGCAAGCAUAGCCAGUAAUCUGCAGGCCAUGUCCACCCAGCUGUUCCAGACCAAACGCUGCUUUCGCUUGGCUCCCACCUUCAGCAACAUCCUCCUGAAACCCAGCAGUGAAGCACCUGCCUUGAAGGAUGGCAUGGAGAGCAAGCCAUGUGUCAAUGGAGAUCUGGAGAAGCCCAGCUUGGCAGAGCAAGAUGAUGUGUCUGACUCUGAAGAAAGCAUUUCAAGUAACAAAUCCUGCAGAAAUGAGCGAUCCCUUCAGGAGAAGUUGGAGAUUGUGACCAAUGAAGGGCUGCUGCUUACUGUCAAGGUGUUCCUGGACUGGCUGAGGACAAACACAGACCUCAUCAUUAUGUGUGCUCAGAGCUCUCAGAGCCUGUGGAACAGGCUGUCUGUGCUCCUGAACCUUCUGCCUUCUGCUGCAGACCUGCAGGAAUCAGGGCUGGCCCUGUGUGAUGAAGUCAAGGACAUGCUGAGUGAUGCUGAGCUGCCAGACCUGAGGGCCAACCUGCUGCUCCCUGAGGACGUGGCCCUGCGCAAUCUCCCCCCUCUGAAAAAUGCACACAAGAGGUUCAACUUCGAGCAGGACCGGCCCAUCUUCUCUGCCCUCGAGGAGUCUGUCGUGCGCAUCUGCUGCAUCCGGAGCUUCGGCCACUUCAUCACCCACCUGCAAGGCAGCAUCCUGCAGUUCAACUCAGAGCUUGGCAUCUUCAUCAGCAUAGCACAGUCUGAGCAAGACAACUUGUUGCACCAGGCCCAGGCUCAGUUUCACAUGGCUGCAGAGGAAGCUCGACGGAACAGGCUCAUGAGAGACAUGGCUCAGCUUCGGCUGCAGCUGGAGGUGUCUCAGCUGGAGGGCAGUCUCCAGCAGCCCAAGGCACAGUCAGCCAUGUCUCCUUACCUGGUUCCUGACACCCAGGCCCUCUGCCAGCACCUGGCUCUUGUCAAGCAGCUGGCCACAAGUGGGAGGUUCAUCAUCAUCAUCCCUCGAACAGUUAUCGAUGGCCUGGACUUCCUGAAAAAGGAGAACGCCGGUGCUCGGGACAGCAUUCGGUAUCUGGAGGCAGAAUUUAAAAAGGGAAACAGGUACAUUCGUUGCCAGAAAGAUGUCGGGAAGAGCUUUGAGAGGCAUAAAUUGAAGAGACAAGAUUUAGAUGCCUGGAAUCUCUAUAAAAUCCUGGACAGCUGCAAGCAGCUGACAGUGUCCCAGGGCAGUGGGGAGGAUGACACCACAGGAAUGGUCACCAUCAUCACAGGCUUCCAGCUGGAGGACCCCAGCUCCUUCUCAGUGCCCAUGCAGUCUGCCAUCCAGGCAGCCGCCAACGCCAGCAUAGAGAUAAAAAAUGUUCUGGAGUUCUACAAGCAGUGGAAAGAGAUGGGCUGAUGGUCAGAAAGGCAUCGGGUUGGUUGGUGAACCUUUCUCUCCCCCUCUCGCAACGUGCAGCGUCUGAACGAAGGAAACAACAAUCUGGGCGACACUUAAGACACGAAGAAGCAGCAGCAGCAACAGCAACAAAAAUACCUACCCAAAUGAAUUAAAAAAAAAAAAAAAACAAAACAAAAAUCCAAAGUGGGCAUGCACACUGACACCCUCCACCUGCACCCUGAGCAGACAGGCUGUACAGCUCUGAGGGAGCCAGCUGCUCUGAGAGAGGCCCCUCGGAAUGGGAGCGGCCGGGGCAGAGCUCUGCCCUUCUCCCAGUGGGCAGAGAUGGGCGAGAGACAGGCAGUCCUUCAUCCCCCUCCUUCCUCCCAAAGCUUGCUUGGCCAGCAGGAGCAGGCUGGUGGUUCAAAGCUUGGACUUCACUUCAGCAAAACCAAACCAGUGCAGCAGAAACGGAGCGCUCCGCCUCGGGGAAGAAGAUCCAAAGAGUGUUUUGCUCUUGUUUGGCAAUCUGGGGACAGGAAAGUGGAUAGGAUUUCUCUCCCCCUCCCAUCCCCUCCUUUUGAAUUAAUUAUUUUUCGAGGGUUUUUUUCCUUUUAAUUUUUAGUUUUUAUAUAUAUGAAUAAUAUUAAAAAGAAAAAAGAAGAGUUCCUUUGGGGUUUUGGAUACUCUUCCAACAUCAGAAAGAAAAGGAAACACUCUAUUUAAAAGGGGGAAGAAGCUCUUAAUAUAAUUUUUUUUUUUCUUAGAACAAGCAUAUUUAUUUCCUUUCCCAGGCCCCCAUGGAGCAGGCUCAGUGCAAAGGGAUGUUGGCCUGUGAGGAGGGAGCAGCCCCAUGUUGCACUCCACUCUCCCUGGGAGCUCCAUGCUUCAUGAGCAUCACAAGCUCCACCACGCUGCUCCAGGGAGCCCACAGGACUCUGCCUCCAUCCCCAGCUUCUCCCACUAUGCAUCAGACCUUGGAGAAAAGGAGGAAUCUGGCAGAACUGCUGAAAGAGAGAGAGAAGAGCUGGGUGGGAUUUAUGCACCAUUAAGGCUCAAAUGCUUGGCUUGAGCACUGCAACACUGGGAUGGAGCAGAUGUCUCCAAAGGACCCAAAGCCUCUUUUUCAUCUUUUCUUUUUUUUUUCCCUUUUUUUUUUUUCCCCACUAAAUCUUUCAAUAGGCUGUGGAGGAGGAAGGAGAAUCUCAAAGCCAUUAUCUUCUGCUGGUUGUUCAAUGCACCACUGCUGCAAUGCUGUGCUAGAGAUGGUGACAGAGCUGUGUCCCCUUUUCUCACAUCCCUCUGGGCUGGCAGAGGCUGUGCAGGAGAUUCACAGACUGCUCCCUGCUUUUGGCAUCCCAAACAGGAGGGCUGAUGCUACCUGGAAAGGUGCUGGAAGAGCUGGGAGGGAUCCUGCAGAGCUCCAUCCUGGCAGCAUCUCACUCAGCCCGUGUCUGACACGCUGCCACUCGCAUGUGAAGCUGCAGGUUGCUCCCAGGGCAGCAGGAGAGGGGCUGGGCAGUCUCUUCCUGCUCCCUCUUCUUGCCUCUGUGUGCCCACAAAGAGAUGUCUCCAUCCACAUGAACCAGCAGCAGCUAUGCAAGUACAAACCACUGGAGUCUUCUAUCUGUCUGUGUUCUCACAUGGGCCAGCCAGAAACUGCUACAGCCAGAGAGCAAAACUUGAGAAGCUGAGCCACAUCCUCCACUCUGUGCAGGCUCUGAGCAUGGUGUGUUGUACUGCAGGGGCAGGCUGUUCUUGUUUUCAGGUAAAAACUAAAAAUACCAGCACAAGUACCAGAGGAUUCAUUUCUAUUCCAGUUCCAGCUCCUUUACAGCACAGCAGAGGGAAAUGCCAACCUGCCUGGUCCAGCUGGAGGGACAGGGCUUUCCCUGCAGGAUCUUCUCCUGAAACUCACAGUGCUUUGCUUGGCUAAGCCAAGAGAAGGCCAUGUGCAGGACAGCAGGGCAGAGACUGGCACACCUU